AUGGGUUUCGGUGAUCGUGGUGGAGGCCGUGGAGGCUUUGGUGGUGGCCGUGGAGGUGGCCGUGGAGGCUUCGGAGGUGAUCGUGGUGGCCGUGGAGGUGGUCGUGGUGGCUUUGGUGACCGUGGUGGUCGCGGCGGUGGUCGAGGUUUGUUACUCCAAUUUCCUUGGCCCUUCAGACAAUGCACUUUGUAUUAUUGGCAACAAUGA
Penicillium taxi is the source of this 207-nucleotide messenger RNA. RefSeq lists its product as uncharacterized. Bases 1 to 207 code for a protein of 68 amino acids. NCBI's taxonomy places the organism in Eukaryota, Fungi, Ascomycota, Eurotiomycetes, Eurotiales, Aspergillaceae. The transcript has a single exon. The record is from RefSeq and is a predicted model, not a curated record.